Messenger RNA from Adineta ricciae, 594 nucleotides. The record is from the annotation of a GenBank genome assembly. NCBI's taxonomy places the organism in Eukaryota, Metazoa, Rotifera, Eurotatoria, Adinetida, Adinetidae.
AUGGAAUAUGCUUCGCCAUAUAUUCCGGUAGUUCCUCGCAUCCUUCCUUCUCAAAAUCCAUCGAAAAUAUUUCCAGUAAACGAAGAUCCAUAUUCGCAUCAAUAUUUGGAUAAUUAUUCUCCAUCGACUCAUGUCAAUCCAACCAUAAAUUCAUACGGACCGUUAUCAACACGGGCACAACUAAAUCAGCACGAUCUAUCACCAGUUCUUUCGAAUCAUGCUGAUAAAAUUAAAAAUAAGAAAGGUGUUUAUCAUGAGCCACUAAAAGACAACAGUGGAGAUUUCUAUCCGAAUGGCUAUCCAUAUCGAUCAGCAUAUGAACAACAAUAUCCAUCGGGCAACUACUAUGAUUAUCCACGAAUGGAUUCAUUUGAACGAAAUCCAUUACAAUGUUCGAAGGCAAUCAUAAUUACAUUCGGUGCUGUUAUAGGACUAAGUGAUUGUUGCAAAGUAAUCGUGGUCAAGGAUCUCGAAUCUGAAGUUAGUUUCUCGAAAUUCCAAUUGGCCAAUUACGAAUUAGGCAAUGAAAAAUUUUUUGGUUGUCGAACAAAGGUCUUUUUGUGCAAGGAAGUCUUUUUAGGCGAUAGUGUUUGA